AUGAGAGCAUUGGUAGCACUGGUGUUGUGUGUGUUUGUGACCCCUGGCCUCACAGACAAUGCGAGUCCACCCCUAUUGCGAGUGCCGUUGCAUGAGAUGCAGUCCGUGCGAAGUCAUCUUCACGAAGUGGGAACUGCUGUCAAGUUUGCGUUACCACUACACCAUCUCAAGCACUACAGACACAGUCUGCAGCCCAUCCCUGAGCCGCUCUCCAACUAUUUGGACGCCCAGUACUACGGAGUCAUAUCUCUGGGAACUCCCGGACAGUCAUUCAAAGUAGUGUUCGAUACGGGCAGCUCUAACCUAUGGAUCCCCUCCAAGACCUGUAAGUGGACUGACAUCGCGUGUCUUCUCCACAAUAAAUAUGAUUCGAAAAAGUCUUCGACUUAUAAGAAGAACGGAACCGCUCUUGAGAUUCGUUAUGGCUCUGGGAGUAUGAAAGGCUUCCUGAGUACCGAUGUGUUGGGCAUCGGAUCCGCUCAGAUCACAGACCAGACGUUCGGUGAGGCGACCUCUGAACCGGGCAUUGCAUUCGUGGCCGCGAAGUUUGACGGCAUCCUUGGGCUUGGAUUCGACACGAUUUCGGUGGACGGCGUCACCACUGUCUUCAAUAAUAUGAUAAAACAGGGACUCGUUUCGGACCCCAUCUUCUCCUUCUACCUAAACCGUGACACCGGUUCGAGUCCGGGAGGAGAGAUCAUAUUCGGCGGAUCAGAUCCCGACCACUACUCCGGAAACUUUACGUACGUGUCGGUCGAGAAGCCGGGCUAUUGGCAGUUCACGAUGGAUGGGGUGGCCGUUGGCGACUCGAACGUACAGUUUUGCGCGAACGGGUGUCAGGCCAUCGCAGACACGGGCACUUCGCUCAUAGCGGGUCCGUCCGAUGAGAUCGCGAACCUCAACAAACUGAUUGGCGCCACACCUAUAGCUAUGGGCGAGUAUUUAGUGAAAUGCGAUGAUAUCGACAAAUUGCCCGAAAUCUCGUUCACAAUCGGCGGAAAGGCGUUCUCACUAAAAGGCUCUCAAUAUGUGCUAAAAGUGACACAAUUUGGCAAAACCAUGUGUAUCUCAGGCUUUAUAGGCCUGGAUGUGCCGCCACCGAUGGGUCCGCUUUGGAUUCUGGGCGACGUCUUCAUUGGUCCCUAUUAUACUGAAUUCGAUUUCGGCAACAAAAGGGUCGGAUUCGCACCAACCGUUUAGACAUUUGAGUCACAAAACUAUAUUUAAUGCAAUUAAACGUCAAAACUUAAUCACACUUUUGAAGUAGUUUUCAGGAAUCGGUUUAUUUUGUAUUAUUUGACAAUUUUGUAACAAAAUCUCGUAUUGAGAUAACUAUUUAAUUUGCUGACAAUUCUAUUCAGAAUUUCAAAAACUUUUUAUUUGUAAUUCAAGUGAUUUUCCCUAACAUAGUAAGCAAUUAAUUAAAUUUGAUUACCUGAAAUACAGUACACAGUAUGACAACUAACAAUUUCCGUAGGAAUAUCUACAAGAUGAUCCUGUAGUACUGUAUCGUAUAAUGUAAUUAUGAUUUACCUUAAAUUUACGGCAAUUCUGCUGUAGUGCUCAUAAAAAAUAUCACAGUUUUAUAUUUUGUGAUAAAUGUUUAAUGAAUGAUUACUUUAUUAUAAUAAUAAACGUUUGAAAUGAAAUACAAA
Molecule: messenger RNA, 1655 nt
Organism: Oppiella nova
Lineage: Eukaryota; Metazoa; Arthropoda; Arachnida; Sarcoptiformes; Oppiidae
Source: the annotation of a GenBank genome assembly